Messenger RNA from Caenorhabditis angaria, 3112 nucleotides. NCBI's taxonomy places the organism in Eukaryota, Metazoa, Nematoda, Chromadorea, Rhabditida, Rhabditidae. The record is from the annotation of a GenBank genome assembly.
AUGCGGUGGGAAAGAGGAAUUGUAAGCCUAAUUUCUCAUAAUUCGACAUACGUGGCAACUCCUUAUGAUGUGGGUUUUUUUUUUGAAAAUUUGAUUUUAGAAAAAUCAUGAUGAUUUUCAGCAAGUCACAAUGUAUAUGGGAAAUAGUUUUGAGCUUGGUGAUUGUAUCGAAUUUAUUGCCGAUGAUAGAAGACGGAUAAUUGAAGCGAGAAGAUGUGAGAGAUUUGUGGAUUAUGAUUUGAAAUUUAGUGGAAUCUCGAUUGUUUUGAUUUGUGAAGUUUUGGAUGUUCGGAUGGAAUUUGUGACAUUUUGGAAUCGAAGAGCUCGAUGCUUUCGAACUAAUUUUAUUGAGGUGAAGAUUUUUGAAGGGCGUGCGAUUUGCGUGGCGAUUUUUUUGUGCCGGAAAAUUUGGAAAGUUUUUGAAGGUCUGAAAUUUCGAAUUUCAGCACUGAGUUGGCUCCUUAAAAAUAGUAAAAUUCUGAAAAAUUGAAAAAAAAAUUCCAAAAUUUUCAUUUUUUCUAUCAUAAACUGUGGAAAUUUCUCAGAAUUUAGGCUACAUUGUUAAAAAUUUACUAUUAAAAAUUAUUUUCCGUGAAAAAACCAGAAAAUCCGGAAAUUCGGAAAUUUUCCGGCACAGGCCUGUUUUACGUUCAAAAAAAUCGUGAAAUUCUAAAAAAAAUUCAAAAAAUUUCAUUUUUUCUAUCAUAAACUGUGGAAAUUUCUCAAAAUCUAGUCAAAAUUGUAAAUAAAUCGGGAAAAUACUAAAGAUCAUUUUCCGGAAAAUCGGAAAAUUGAUUUUUCCGUGAAAAUCCGGAAAAUCCGGAAAUUCGGAAAAAAACUGUUUUACGUUCAAAAAAAUCGUGAAAUUCUGAAAAAUUGAAAACAAAAAAUUCAAAAAUUUCAUUAUAAACUGGGGAAAUUUCUCAAAAUUUGGGCAUUUUUUAAGAGUUUUACUAUUAUAAAAAUUAUUUUCCGGAAAACCGGAAAAAAUUUUCCGAAUUUCACAAAUCCGAGGUUUUCCAGAAAGUCUACGACAUUCCAAUGAAUCCAAAAACCGAUUUCUACACCGAAGAUCAAUUAAUCGGCUCGAAAAUCGUGAUCUGCCGAGUUCCAACAUCUGACAAAGCAUAUUCCUUCUGGAAAGUCUCGAAUGUUUCCGAUAUUCAUUGGAUCAAACCACUUCAACAACAAACUAUACAAGUAUCUGAUUUGAUAAGACCGAUUGAAAAUUCAAAAAGAACAUUUUAUACUGGCUGGAUUUGCACGUAUGGUUCAAGAAAACCUGGAAAAGAUGAAUUGUGGGUUUGGAUUCCGUUCAGAAAACAUGUUGAUAUUAUGUUCCCGGCGAAUUUUAGGUUGGUUUUUUUUUGUUUUUUUUAGAUUUUUUUUCCUAAUUAAAAAAAACUUUUUUUAAUAGAAAUAAUAUUCACCGCGACCAAUUUUACGGACGUUGGGUUCAAUUUUCAAUGAGCCAUCCUUUUACGCCUGAUGAAGAAAGUAAAAUUGAAUUAAUCGAUGACGUAUUUCCAACACGAAAAUUCGAAGGGAAGUGGGAGAUUAAAGUGCCGUGUAAAUAUGAUUCGCAAGACAAACGAGGGUUGAUUGAUAGUGAUGUUGUUGGGAAGAUUGACCACUUUCAGGAUAUACUUGGUAGGUAUUCAGGGGAAUUUUCCGGUUUUUCCGGUUUUUUCACAGAAAAUUCCACUUUCUGGUUUUCCCGAAAGUGAUUUUUAAUAGCAAUGUCUGGCCCAAUUUUAGGGCUGAUUCACGAACGAAAAAAUGUUUUUUAACAUUGAAAGAUCAAUUCACGAAGUCGAAAAAACAUUGUAGGUCAAAAUUAGUUUUUCAAGGUUUUUCAGCCAAACAUGAUGACAACUCGAUAUUUUUUAAGCUUCUGGAGUAAUUUCUGAUGAAAAUUAACCUUGGAAUUCACUUUCCAGAAGGUUUUGCUGAUUUUUCGUAAAAUAAAAUUUUUUAUAAAUUUCGAAAAGGCAAAAUAGAGUUCUCGAAGCUUAUUUUCAUCAGAAAUUACUCCAGAAGCUUGAAAAAUAUCGAUUUUUUCAUCAAUUUUGACUGAAAAACUCGAAAAACUAAUUUUGACCUACAAUGUUUUUUCGACUUCUCGUAAAUUGAUCUUUCAAUGUUAAAAAAAACAUUUUAAAACAUUUUUUUUCGUUCGUGAAUCAGCCCUUUUCAAAAAAAUUUCAAUAUUUUCUGAUUUUCCGAACUGAAAACGUCUCAAGCUGUUUCUAAAUCAUCUGUAAAUGGAAAAAUUUCAGACAAAAUCAAGUUUUAUAACCAAUUUAGUGCUGAAAUUUUAAACUUGAAGACUUCAAAAAAUUUUCCGGCUUUUCCUGUUUUCCCUGUUUCAAAAAAGUUGAAUUUUUUUCCAGAAAAAUACAAUCGCUUCGAUAGUUUUUCGGAAAAUCUUUGGGUCACCUGUAAUGGCCGAGAUAAGCGAAAAGGUUGUCGAUUCUUGUUGUCUACGCUUCAAAAUGAUUGGGAACACGGAAAGACUCUUGAAGAAAUCGAGGAUUUGAAGCUGGAUUUUUUGCGGUUGGAAAAGGUGAGUUACCCGAACUCUUCUGGGAAAUGAAUCUCACAUCAAAAGUGUUUUUUUUUUCUAGAAACAUCAGUAUCUUCUGGAAAAUUCCUUACCGAUUCCCGAAAAACUUGUAAAUGAUUUGGAGCAAAUGGAAGAAGUUCUGUAUUCCUCCAGGAAAGCUAAUGAAAUUGAGAUGGAAAAAUAUAAACAAGUUAGUUUUUAUUUAAAUUUACAUUUAAUUCGGUGAAAAAAAAAUUUUGAAAAAAAAGUUUGCCACGGAGCGGGACCGAACCCGAGACCAAAAGAUUCAAAAGAUGAGUGCGCUAACCACUCGGCCAUCCGCUGUUAUUUUUCUUGUCCUCAAAUGUUUGACAUAUGAAUCUAUAUGUGUACCAAGUCUCAUUAUUCCGGGACCUUACACACUUUCCUUUAAGAAAAAAAAAACGGUUUUUUCAGCUGGUUAUCCAUUUUCGAGAUAUGUUAGCUUCCGAAAAAGUUUGUGAAGAAAUGCAAAAAUUUGAUCCGGAAAAAUUGGAACAAAUCAAUGCAUUAUUAUUUGAUAUGUAA